Molecule: messenger RNA, 406 nt
Organism: Phycodurus eques (leafy seadragon)
Lineage: Eukaryota; Metazoa; Chordata; Actinopteri; Syngnathiformes; Syngnathidae
Gene: rpl37
Product: ribosomal protein L37
Exons: 4
Coding region: 70-363 (97 amino acids)
Biological process (GO): translation
Cellular component (GO): cytosolic large ribosomal subunit; ribosome
Molecular function (GO): RNA binding; structural constituent of ribosome
Source: RefSeq, a predicted model, not a curated record
AAGCACGGAUGUAUUUGGGUGGACGCCGACUUCUCUUCCGGUCUCUUUUCCGUCGGCCACUGUGCGACAAUGACGAAGGGAACAUCCUCUUUCGGUAAGCGCAGAAACAAGACGCACACCCUGUGCCGUCGUUGUGGCUCCAAAGCCUACCACCUGCAGAAGUCCUCCUGCGGCAAGUGUGGCUACCCCGAGAAGCGCAAGAGAAAGUACAACUGGAGCGCAAAGGCCAAGCGGAGGAACACCACCGGCACCGGUCGUCUGAGGCAUCUCAAGGUUGUCUACCGUCGAUUCAGGAAUGGUUUCCGGGAAGGUACCACCCCCAAGCCCAGACGCGCUGCAGUGGCCGCUUCCAGCUCCUCCUAAAAUACACAUUUUUGUUUAAAUAAAUGUGACCAACACACAAAGA